This is a messenger RNA of Fusarium keratoplasticum, 2793 nucleotides long. Its product is annotated as Zn(2)-C6 fungal-type domain-containing protein. Gene Ontology annotation, molecular function: DNA binding; zinc ion binding; DNA-binding transcription factor activity, RNA polymerase II-specific. The transcript is spliced from 3 exons. Gene Ontology annotation, biological process: DNA-templated transcription; regulation of DNA-templated transcription. NCBI's taxonomy places the organism in Eukaryota, Fungi, Ascomycota, Sordariomycetes, Hypocreales, Nectriaceae. The record is from RefSeq and is a predicted model, not a curated record. The coding region runs from base 1 to 2793 and encodes 930 amino acids.
AUGGCUUCAAUCGCCCACCCGCAGUCUUCGGCGUCGCCCGAUAAUGACUCGUCUAAUGCCGCCUCCUCCGGCGCUCCCAUGCCGCCGCGCCAGAAUGGCAUGGCUACCAUCCCGUUUGACCGCCCCGUCGCCCUCACGGCGUCGGGUGCCCCGCUGCUGAACCCAAGGAGCUGCGUUACUUGUCGCCGGCGCAGGGUCCGCUGCGACAAGAUGAUGCCUUGCAGUAACUGUCGCCGCGCACAAAGCGAUUGCAUGUAUCCAGCGCCAGGUCGCGCACCGCGUCAGACGAGGCCUAAUGUACCCUCCAAGGCUGUGCCUACUGAACGAGAGGCCGAUCUCAUCAAGCGUCUUCGGAAACUCGAAGGUCUCGUCCAGGAACUGAGCGGCAGCAGCGCGGGCGCGUAUGAUGCGGAAUCGCCCAAGGCACAAGAAGAUCACACUACCUCUCAAUCCGACAUUGUGAAAGAGACAGCCGAUGAAGUCAAGCGAGAGACAGAGAGUCGCAAUUUCACAAACAUGAACAAGCAGCUUGGUCGAUUAAUCCUUCACGACGGAGAACCGACUGCGCGAUAUGUCAACAGCGGCUUCUUUGCCAAGCUGAAUGACGAGCUUGACGAGCUUCGCAAUGAGAUGGAGGCUGUGGACGACCUGGACGAUUUUCAAGACGACACGACACCUGAGCAGUCGCCUCCGCAGAAUUUCGCUGCCGACUCUGACCAUCAUAGCUUUCUCUUGGGUUAUCGCUCUGCAGACGUCGACCUGGCUGGUCUUCAUCCAUUGCCAGCGCAGACGUCUUUCCUCUGGCAGAUUUACCUUGAGAACAUUGAGCCAUUGGUCAAGGUACUGCACAUCCCAACCAUGAGCAGGCUCAUGACCAAGGUGAGACGUGGAGAGCAUGACCUUCGUCCUGGUGAUGAAGCCCUCGUCUUUGCCAUUUACUACUCAGCCGUCGUCUCAAUGGAAUCAGACGAGGCCCAAACCAACCUCGGAGCUUCAAAGACCCACUACAUUGCUCAGUUCCGCUUCGCCCUCGAGCAAGCCCUUGCAAAAGCCAACCUCCUCACCACGUCCGACAUGGCUGUCCUCCAGGCCUUUGCCAUCUUCCUCACCGUCGUCAAGUGCCACGAUGACAGCCGUUUAUGCUGGACCCUCACCAGCCUCUGCGUUCGCAUGGCCCAGGCCCUCGGCCUCCACCGUGACGGACAGCAACUUGGCCUUCCGCCCUUUGAGGUUGAGAUGCGACGUCGGCUUUGGUGGGCUGUCGUGGCGAUUGAUCUGCGUUCUGCUGAGGAGAUGGGCUCUGAUCUUAUUGUUAAUGACAAAAACUUUGACACGCAGUUGCCUACCAAUAUUAACGACACCGAUAUCGACCCGUCUUUCACCGAGAUGCCCACGCCUCGUCAGGGUCGGACUGACACGGCCAUCUGUCUCGUGCGAUAUGAGAUUAUCGCUCUUUCUCGUCGCUUAUUCACAGCAAUGACGCAAAUGCGACCAGUCGAUCCUAAGAAUGUUGAAAAGAGUCUCGAGGACCGUGAGCGAAUGCUUGUCGAGGUCUACGAUCGCAUGGAGGACAAGUUCCUGAAGCACGUCGUCAUGGAUGAAGAUCCUGUCUUUUGGAUGGCUUCCCUCAUUUCGCGGGUUAUCAUGGCCAAAAUCGGUCUCAUCAUUUACCAGCCCGUGCUGUUCCCAGGCACUGGACCCGAAGCUUCGCAGGAGAUUCGAAGUCGACUCUGGAUGUCGACGAUUGAGAUUGUCGAGUACAACCACAUCCUCAACGUCGACCCGCGAUGUCGGCAAUGGCGCUGGCUCUUCCAAUCCUACAGACAAUGGCAUGCCAUCGCAUACAUGCUCCUCGAACUGUCAAGACGGCCAUGGAGUGUCACGUCGGAGCGAGCCUGGGAAGCCGCCCAGAUCUUGCAGUACGACCAUCCCAUUGAGGGCACCAACAACGCAGAACACACCGCGGCAUGGAUGCCCAUCAAGAGGCUCUAUGCCAAGGCUAAAAAGCAUCGUGAAGCUGAAAUGAUACGGCUGCGAGCUGACCCGGCCGCUGCAAGACAGCUCGACAUUGAAGAUCGGUUGAAACCAGUGCUUGAGCGCAUUGGUCCAGCGCCGGGUAUGGAGACUCGCAUGUCGGAACUGAGACUUCGAUGGCGAAAGCUUUUCCGAUCAGGAGACUUUGUCUAUAAUUCGGAGUAUCCUACGAGCAUCAUGCUGGAGCAACCGCAGGGAGCCGGUCCUCAGCCUACUCCUCAAUCAAGAACUGUCCAGGUACAGGAACCAGAGCCCCCCAAACAGAAUGCCGAGGCCACGAAUAAUGCGUUGUCUGACGCCAACCUCAAUCAAGUAUGGCAGAACGUUCACUCUGGCAAUCCAGGCAUAGCAGUGUACUUUGAAGGAGGCACCAUGGAGGCUUCCAAUCCAGGCGGUCUCUUCCCAGGUGGGGGCAGUCUCGGGAGCAUGUCAAGCAUCGCAUCACCCGCUGCAUCAGGCGCAGCAACAUCAACAUAUCACGACCAUGACCCUCAGCAGUAUCCGGAUAACCACCUCUCGCCAUGGCCGGGACAAGAUGGCUUUCAACACAAUCACAACGGCGGUCUCGGCGACAUAGACGACCUCUUCCAGCACGGUGCACUAAACCCUAAUGGCUUAUCGUCAGUGACACAAGGCAUGGAUCUGAGCGUGGAACUCGGCGAGGUGGAGGAUAUCGAUUGGAAUAAUUGGGAUGAGACUCUGAAGCUGCUGAGCAAACCAGCGAUGAGUGGUGGGACGGGUAGUUGGGGAGGCAUGUGA